AUGACAUCAUCUCGUAUAUUUCUUGUAAUAGAGAAGGAUCUAUAUACUAAUUUUAGGCAAGCAGCACAUUUGGCUGAAAAUUGCUCAACUAAUAAGCAAAGUCAAACAUCUCAAACACAAAAUGCUGCUCUAACUUGUUCAACUGAUCCAAUAGACAAUGAAUACAUUCCCCUAACGCAAAAAAUAUUUUCCUCUACUUCUAUACCAUCGACUAAACCGGAUAAACAUAUUCUACCAUCUACUCAUGUUGGAGAAAGCACUGAUUUUUAA
This is a messenger RNA of Diabrotica balteata, 270 nucleotides long. Lineage: Eukaryota; Metazoa; Arthropoda; Insecta; Coleoptera; Chrysomelidae. The record is from the annotation of a GenBank genome assembly.